CUGGCGUGCAAUAAAGACGCAAAGGCGCAACUGUAGCCCACUUCUUCUUUAUACGUCCGAGCAGCGGACUCCGGUCGGUACUUGGAAUAAACGGUAUUUCUGCCCUCUGUCCGUCUUUAUUAUUAGCGCUUCGCUCCGCCCUCCUACCUGUAAAUCUCCCCGCUCUCCUCUGGAGCGGAUCUGACAGGCGCUCUCAGCUGGCCGCUCCGUGCCAGGGCUGCAGGGGACCGAAUGGAGACAGCGAUAACCACCCGAGCGCCAGCCCUUUUACGCAGAAUUGACAACGAAAACGCCCGCAAGAAAACAGUCUUGUUCUCUGCAGUGACAGCUACACACCUCUAGAAUUAAAUUAGAUUCAUGUGCACUUUCUCCCUAGCUUUUCCAACCUUUUUUUUUCUUUUCCAGUCCUCUCACAUUCGAUUGACGCUUCAAGAAAGUGAAAUCGAUUCUCCGCCUGUGAAUCGACAGGAUACCUGAAUGGAAGACGGCUAGAGGUCGACUCGCCGAGAUUGGGCUGCAACAAUUUCCCCCGGCGCUGUGUUUACAUUAACCGAAAUAUCAGUGGCAGCCUCGACGGCUGCAAACGAUGCCGUCUCUGCCAUGGCAUAUGGCGUGAAAGAGCCAGAGAACCCCCUCGGAAGGAGAAGCGCCUAAGAUUCGUCAUUAUUGCGGAUUUAAAUGCCUCUCGCCAAAGGCCACCGACCCGCUGUUUUGGAUAGGUUCGCGUGUGUCGUGUCUCUAUCUGUCACGAACAAACAAUUCACAGGCUUGUGAAAAACAGAAAGAGACUUUAUCGGGUGGGUUAACAUAAUCUACAGCAAAGAGGGAGAUUUUUUUUUAUUUUUCCCAAGCAAUAUGGCUGGUGAGUGGGGCUGGGGACGCUGGCACAGGCUCUCCAAGGCUCCUAAAUGCUAGCUGAGGCAGAUGGCACGGUUCCCCAUGGAAGCGACAGCUCUAUGAGGACAAGCAAUAUCAAUAAUAACAUAAAUCCGGACUCUUCAAUCUUAAUAUCGAGGAUGGCAGACGUUGUCAUCCCGUACUCGUCCGAGGUGCCCUGCGACAAUAAUGGCCAGCGCAUGUGGUGGGCAUUCCUCGCCUCCUCCAUGGUGACGUUUUUUGGGGGUCUCUUCAUCAUUCUGCUAUGGAGGACCCUCAAAUAUCUGUGGACUGUUUGCUGUCACUGCAACAUUAAAAACAAGGAGGCUCAGAAGGUGAACAACCCCGCCAACAAUCAGGCAGCCGACAGACCACCAAAGGGCCCUGAUGAGAAGGAGGAGGCGCCAGCCAAUGAAGUGGGAUGGAUGACUUCAGUCAAAGACUGGGCCGGUGUCAUGAUCUCCGCUCAGACACUCACUGGCAGAGUUCUUGUGGUGUUAGUCUUUGCACUCAGCAUCGGGGCCCUUGGAAUAUACUUUAUAGACUCCUCCGAUCCUAUAGAAUCCUGCCAGAACUUCUACAAAGAUUUCACGUUACAGAUUGAUAUGGCCUUCAACGUAUUCUUCCUUCUUUACUUUGGCCUGCGGUUUAUAGCAGCCAAUGACAAGCUGUGGUUCUGGCUGGAGGUCAACUCAGUGGUUGACUUCUUCACUGUUCCUCCUGUGUUCGUCUCUGUCUACUUAAACAGAAGCUGGCUUGGUUUAAGAUUCCUGAGAGCACUAAGAUUGAUACAGUUCUCAGAGAUUUUGCAAUUCUUAAAUAUCUUGAAAACAAGCAAUUCCAUCAAGCUGGUGAACCUGUGUUCCAUCUUCAUAAGCACAUGGCUCACAGCUGCUGGAUUCAUACAUUUGGUGGAAAACUCAGGGGAUCCUUGGGAAAACUUCCAAAAUUCCCAGUCACUAUCAUAUUGGGAAUGUGUCUACUUGCUGAUGGUGACUAUGUCUACAGUGGGCUACGGGGAUGUCUAUGCAAGAACCACCUUGGGGCGCCUCUUUAUGGUCUUCUUCAUCCUUGGCGGUUUGGCCAUGUUUGCCAGCUACGUCCCUGAAAUCAUAGAGUUAAUAGGAAACCGCAAGAAAUAUGGUGGUUCCUAUAGUGCGGUUAAUGGGAGAAAGCACAUUGUGGUCUGUGGUCAUAUUACCCUCGAAAGUGUCUCCAACUUCCUCAAAGACUUCCUACACAAGGACAGGGAUGAUGUCAAUGUAGAAAUUGUUUUUCUCCAUAAUAUUUCCCCUAAUCUUGAGCUGGAAGCCUUGUUCAAACGCCAUUUUACCCAAGUAGAGUUCUACCAGGGAUCGGUUCUCAACCCUCAUGAUCUGGCCCGAGUGAAGAUCGAGUCAGCAGAUGCCUGCUUAAUCCUAGCCAACAAGUAUUGUGCAGAUCCUGAUGCUGAAGAUGCCUCCAACAUCAUGAGGGUCAUUUCCAUCAAGAACUAUCACCCCAAGAUUAGAAUAAUCACACAGAUGCUGCAGUAUCACAAUAAGGCCCAUCUACUGAAUAUUCCAAGCUGGAACUGGAAGGAGGGUGAUGAUGCUAUCUGCUUGGCAGAGCUGAAGGCAGGCUUCAUUGCGCAGAGUUGUCUGGCCCAGGGCCUGUCGACAAUGCUAGCCAAUCUCUUCUCCAUGAGGUCCUUUAUUGAGAUCGAGGAGGACACAUGGCAGAAGUAUUACCUUGAAGGAGUGGCUAAUGAGAUGUACACAGAGUAUUUGUCCAGUGCCUUUGUAGGCCUCUCCUUCCCCAUGGUCUGCGAGCUGUGUUACGUGAAACUGAAGCUGUUGCUUAUUGCCAUUGAAUUCAAGUCUGAGCAGAGAGAGAGCAGCAUUCUCAUCAACCCGGGCAACCAUGUCAAGCUGCAGGAGGGAACACUGGGAUUUUUUAUCGCUAGUGAUGCCAAAGAAGUAAAAAGAGCAUUUUUCUACUGCAAAGCUUGUCAUGAUGACAUCACAGACCCCAAACGGAUCAAGAAGUGCGGCUGCAAGCGACUGAUUUAUUCCAAGAUGUCCGUCUACAAACGAAUGAAACUGGCAUGUUGUUUUGAUUGCGGCCGUUCAGAGCAAGACUGCUCUUGCAUGUCAGGCAGUGUACAUAGUAACAUGGACACCCUUCAGAGGGCCUACCCACUUUCCUCUGUCUCUGUUCAUGAUUGCGCAACCACUUUACGUGCCUCAGCAGAUGGCGCUACAACACCAGGAAACAGUGGAAGCCAUAAAGAGGCUGGCGUUCGAUUCAAAGCUGAUUGCAAUAUAGUCGAAGACGAGCAUCCGUCAACGCUCUCGCCCAAAAAAAAGCAGCGCAACGGAGGGAUGCGAAACUCACCCAACUGCUCGCCCAAAAUGAUGAGUCGACACGAUCCCCUUCUAAUUCCUGGAAAUGAACAAAUUGAGAAUAUGGACAUGAACGUGAAGAGGUAUGACUCGACAGGGAUGUUUCACUGGUGCCCUUCAAAAGACAUCGAAAAAGUCAUCCUGACCCGGAGUGAAGCCUCCAUGACAGUGCUAAGCGGCCAUGUAGUGGUCUGUAUAUUUGGGGAUGUCACGUCCGCUUUAGUGGGGCUGCGAAACUUGGUGAUGCCUUUAAGAGCCAGCAACUUCCAUUACCACGAGCUAAAGCCUAUAGUUUUUGUGGGCUCGCUGGAUUACCUUCGGAGAGAGUGGGAAACUUUACACAACUUCCCCAAGGUUUCCAUCUUACCUGGUACACCAUUAAGUCGGGCAGAUUUAAGGGCUGUCAACAUCAACCUCUGCGACAUGUGUGUAAUACUGUCAGCCAAUCAGAACAAUAUCGAAGAUGCGUCUCUGCAGGAUAAGGAAUGCAUCUUGGCAACACUCAACAUCAAAUCUAUGCAGUUUGAUGACAGCAUUGGGGUCUUACAGGCUAAUUCCCAAGGUUUCACGCCUCCUGGAAUGGACAGGUCAUCUCCAGACAGCAGUCCAGUACAUGGCUUCGUGCGUCAGGCAUCUGUCACCACCGGAUCCAACAUCCCCAUCAUCACAGAACUAGCUAAACCUGGCAAACUACUGCCAUUGGUUUCACUCAGUCAGGAAAAAAAAAGUGGAACCAGCAUACAAAUGAUAACAGAGCUGGUGAACGACUCAAACGUUCAGUUCCUGGACCAAGAUGAUGAUGACGACCCAGACACAGAGCUGUACCUCACUCAGCCCUUCGCCUGCGGCACCGCCUUCGCUGUCAGUGUACUCGACUCCCUGAUGAGUGCGACAUACUUUAAUGAUAAUAUCCUCACGCUGAUUCGAACGCUGGUAACAGGGGGAGCCACGCCAGAGCUGGAGGCUCUGCUGGCUGAAGAGAAUGCUCUCAGAGGAGGCUACAGCACACCGCAAACUCUGGCCAACAGAGACAGGUGUCGCGUCGCCCAGCUAGCCCUCUACGAUGGGCCAUUUGCUGACUUAGGGGAUGGCGGCUGCUAUGGAGAUUUAUUCUGCAAAGCACUGAAGACAUACAACAUGCUGUGUUUCGGAAUCUACAGAUUAAGAGAUGCACAUCUCGGUGCACCAAGCCAAUGUACAAAACGGUAUGUGAUCACAAACCCUCCAUACGAAUUUGAACUGGUGCCCACCGACCUGAUCUUCUGCCUAAUGCAGUUCGACCACAACGCCGGCCAGUCCCGGACAAGUUUGUCCCACUCUUCCCACUCCUCCCAUUCCUCCAGCAAAAAGAGCUCAUCCGUGCACUCCAUCCCCCCAUCGAACCGGCAGAACCGCAGCAGCAAGACCCGGGAGUCCCGCGAAAAACAGAAUGCAACAAGGAUGAAUAGAAUGGGCCAAGAAAAGAAAUGGUUUACAGAUGAACCAGAAAAUGCCUACCCAAGGAACAUUCAGAUCAAGCCCAUGAGCACUCACAUGGCCAACCAAGUCAACCAAUACAAAUCCACUAGUAGUCUGAUUCCACCAAUCAGAGAAGUUGAAGAUGAAUGCUGAACACCAGGCUUUCUCGCUGACUCACCAGACAUCUGUACGCUCUUUACGAAAGAGAUUGGAAGAGAUCACCAAAGGAGGGAUGAUGAUGAUGAUGAUGAUGACAGAGGUGGUGAAGAUUGACACAUUUCUCCUCACUCAUUCUUCUAAUUGAGGGUUGGACAGGAACCCAGACUGGGAAGGGACCUCCUAUGUGUAUAUGUUUAAUGUUACUUCCAUGCUCUUGGACAUUUGUUUUAUUUAUUUAUGUGUCCAUAGAAAUGUACAUAAUGACAAUCAAAUAAGGAUUGUACAGCCCCUUCCCUCUAGCACUUUUUGGAAUUAUUUUGAGAGUUGACGGAAAAAAAAAAGAAGAAGAGUACUUCCUGUAAUUCUUUGCAAUAGUUCACCUCUUCAUGUGACCAGACUCCAUGGUUGAGGUGACUGGUUAUUGGAGGAUGAGGGUUGCAGCGAUAAACUGAUCAUAUCAUCUCCCAAAGAUUAACUCAGUUGCGUCACAUCAAACCGGCUGGGUUUAUCGCCGUCAUAUCUCCCGUCUGCUUCUGUUCUAUUUGCACUAAAACUGAACAAGUUUCUUUCCACAGAACAACUGGAAACAUCAACACCCCCACCUCCCCACGCCACCUCUGAGUAAAGAGUCAUUGAGGAGAUGACGGAGGAAGAGCUGCUCGGCUUUGGAGGCAUACUAAUUUUGUUCUCAGUUUGUUACUCAUCGUGUCAUUGCUUUAAGCUUUUGCUGUUUCACCUUGACUCGCCAUGUGUCGCCAUGAGUGAGAUCAAUCCAGCCCUGAAAACAAAAAACAAAAAAAAAGGAAAUCAAAUAUCGCAAAUUGGUAAUCUAAAAACUCAAGACAAUGGUGCAGUGUUGGUGCAUGCUGGCUGGAAGGAGAGCCCGAGUCUUCUGCUGAUGUGUCAGAUACCUGUGCUUGAGCCCAGUAGAUAUCGCGGUUAAUCAGCCUGAAUACAUGAAAAGGAUAAAAAAAAACAACAACAACAACAAAAACCUGCUCUGUCCUUCAUGCAUUCAGGUUUAUGUAUAAACUGUGUGUAUGUGUGUGUUGUAUUACAGCCACUUGUCCUUCUGAUGCUGCACUGUCACUCCCCACCAACACUGAUUUGUAUGUGAUGAAGCACCUUUGAGGGGACAGCAUGUUUGGAAAAAAAAGAAAAAAAGAGUAAUAGACACAAACAGUAGGAGAUCAUAAAUCACUUGGGUGUUCUAACAAAGGCAUUGAGUUGCAUCCAAAACCAAACCAAAAUAGCCAACUAUGAUUGAGCGUAUCUAACAUGAACAGCAGCUGCAUGGCGUUAUAACUGUAACAGCACUGGGAUCACUCAGCAAAGUGGUGUAUUGCCUGUAACAUAAAGUUAAUAUAUGAGGAAAGAAAUGCCACAUAUUGCGUAAUAGUGGGCAUCAGUGGGUCCUCCUUUGAUCGGAGCAACUGCCUGGCACGGGGUUGGCACAGAGGCAGUAAAGAGCUUGGAUGUUCUCUGUUGCCAGCCCAGAUGUCGCACACGCCAAGCUGCUGUGUUCAGUCCUCGAACACGAGGAAAUGCUCAAGCAUAGUUGGUGGAAAUGCAACAAAUGCCACAGGCAUAAGGACAAGGAAGUGGAACGUGCUCGGGUGCAACAUGAGUGUAUUUUCUGUAUGCUAACGCGCCUAUAUAUCCAAAUGAGGCUGGUGCAUGGACGGAGGAUUGACCCGGUAGCCUCGUACUCCUAAUGGUCAACCUCGUCCAAGAAAAAAAAAGUAGUGGGAUUUAUACAUUUCAGCAUAAUUAUUUUAUAUCCAUAAACAUAAUCAAUUUGUACUUAUUUUUCUAGUCAAGAGCAAAGUUAAAAGUACUUUAGGAGAAGACUGAAUUGAUAUAUUUAAUUACAACUACAUAUCAAAAGAUUUUAUGUUGGACUGUCACUUUGUCACGUAUACUAAAACAAAUGAUUAUUUUUUUAAUCGCCCUAGCCCCUCUCUGACAGACUGCAUCACUCUGGAGCUAACAUAGCUUAGACUAGCUUGCAUUGUGAAAACAUCUUCAGCUUGGCAGCUCAGCUCUGUUGAGUGCUUGUAGAAAUAAAUUUAGGCUAAUCGGAAGCCUCCUUUGGUUGCACAGAUGCAGUGUCUACUAAAUAAUGUGUCUACUACUAAGCGUCCCUUGCUGAGAACAUGCAUAAAGGGAAGAAAGGCGUAAAGGAGUUGUGUUUUGGGGGAGGGGGUAAAUGUACUUAACUAAGGAGUGGAUUAGAAUGGUUAAUAAUGACGGGAUGAAUAGAAAGUUUCUCCCACUGUGUGCAGACCAGAACCGAACGACCUUUAUUAGAUGACUGUGACCUAAAUUAGGUCCCUAGCAUGGAGUAGGAGUGUGUACACUACCACAAAGUGUGCUGGUAUUUUCCACAGAAUAUGCCCGGGAGACGCUGUUUGUUUAUUGCAGCGAUCCUGCUCUAUAGAUUGUAAAGAGAACGUCAUUCUGAAAAUAGAAAACAAUUUUGGAAAAUGGAAAAGAUGAUACUGUGCUAAAUAUGUUUGUGUAAACUCAACCCAUGAUAUAGAUCACAUUUCUUUCUCAAUCAAAAUGAUCUGAGCCUCAGUGUCCGUCUAUUGGGUGUGGUACAACUAUGCUGAAGCCUCAUACACAUUGUCCUGAAGUGAACUUUUGAACUGUGAUUACAUCGUUGUCACACAUUGUAGCAAAUAGGUUUCUUUUUGGAAAAAUAUGUGAGUAAAAUGUACGUAUAAUUGGGUUGUUAACGCCAUACUUUCUAGCCUGAACUUUAAGGAAUUAAUAUUUGGUAACGUCGGUCGCUCAUUCUACAUAAAAAUCGACAAACUGAUUGUUCUGUUGAGAAAAAAAAAAACCAUGAAUAUGUAUCUCAAAAAAAUAAAAGAUCUUGGUUUAUUGUAGGAAUGCGGAGACUAUUCAAGUACUGUAUGCGGCACAUGGAUAGGUUAGGCAGAAUUUGAUCAGCCAUCACGAAGAUGAAAGGUAGCACCAAUUCAGCAAUUAUCGAAAGACAGGACAUCCUUCGUUUUCCUGUUUCUAUUACUUUGCUUUGUAACAGGGUUUACAUUCCAUUUUGUCAGCUCAUCAUUAUCUAUCACAAACUGUCACAACUGCUUCUUAUUUGUUUACAGAAUAUUUUUGAGGCACUUAAACAUAGCAAAGUGGUACAUGCUGCAAACCGGCAUAAACUCGCAAAGUAAUGCACCAUUUACUUUCAUUAUACUUGAUUACUGUGCUUUUUUUUUUUAGACCUGAACCCUCAUUGCACAACUCAUUCAGGCUGGCAUUACUCACAACACUGGACUGAGAUGUCUCUCCUUCCUACAUCUUUUCAGAUGUUCUUCGCAUUGUAUACCUCUAAAGUUUUUAGAGUGUUUUUUUUUUGAAGUGCCAUGAAGAGUUCAGUUGAGCAGGCAUCCUUCAGUCAUUCAGGGACACAGGCUACCUUUAAGGGAGUCCACGUGUUUUCCACUGUGAGAAUUAAGUCUUGUACUGACAUGGAGAACAUCCAAGCCAUCAAUGCCUCCAUGCCAGUAUAGUGCCAGGCAGUGCAGGAGGUCAAGAGGAGGGCCCAUAUUAAGUCCCACUAAAGCGAAAAGUGGCAUACAGGAGGCCCGGGGGGCUGAUGGGGCAGAUGGAUACAAGCUUCAGUCAAUAAAUCAUACAUGUCCUAUCUGCCAGAUGCUUUGUUAAAGGUUAGCAGGUUGUGUCAUACAGUGUAAUGAGAUAUGGAUGACUGAAAGAUGCACAGAUGUGUUGUUAUCCACUGAACAAAUCAAAAGACUGACGCGUCAUAUGUUACUGUUACAGUAUGUUGCAUUAAUUUUGUUAAUCUAUUUUUUUGCUGUAAAGGAUGGAAAUAGAAACUUAUUUGCUGGGAAAUGUACUAGAUAUACAAUAGAACAUAAAAUACUUAUGGGGAUAGGAGGUGGGUCUCAAGUCUUAAUAAUACAUGAAAACUGCAUUCAGCAUUUUUUUUUUUUAAAGAAAACUUGCUUUUUUUUGGCUGCCUAUCAGUUCAGGAAGAAUUCAAGAUAUUGCUCUUGUUUAUCACAGAUAGGAUUUCUUAGUACAUCAUCAUUGCAGCAAACGGAAGUUUGACACAGCAGUCUAAUUAGUUUGGAUGCGUUCAAGAUGUGAUGGAUAAAUGGAUUAUUUGAUGGUGCUGAGUUGAUCUACCUGACUCUGUCAAAUAUAAUCUGCUGAUAAAUAUACUGUCUUGUACAAAAAAAUUGUACAUAGAUUGUACAUGGUUUCUUUUUGUAUUUUUUCUCAAAUUAAAAUGGAUGUAUUUGUGUUCUAAA
Molecule: messenger RNA, 9175 nt
Organism: Neolamprologus brichardi
Lineage: Eukaryota; Metazoa; Chordata; Actinopteri; Cichliformes; Cichlidae
Source: RefSeq, a predicted model, not a curated record